Messenger RNA from Sphenostylis stenocarpa, 3249 nucleotides. Lineage: Eukaryota; Viridiplantae; Streptophyta; Magnoliopsida; Fabales; Fabaceae. The record is from the annotation of a GenBank genome assembly.
AUGCGAUCAUCAUCUUCUUCUUCCUCCUUCUGUUACAGAUUCACCUACGAUGUGUUCCUCAACUUUCGAGGGAAAGAUACCCGUCACGGUUUUACAGGCAAUCUGUACAAAGCUCUAUGUGAUAGUGGAAUCCGCACCUUCAUCGAUGACCAACAUCUGUCUAAAGGGGACCAAGUGACCUCUGCACUUGAGAAUGCAAUCCGAGAGUCCAGAAUUUUCAUCGUCGUCCUCUCUGAAAACUAUGCGUCUUCUUCCUUCUGCUUAAACGAACUUGAUUACAUUCUGAGGUUUAUAAAGCAUAAGGGUCGGUUGGUUUUGCCAGUUUUUUAUGGGGUUUACCCUUCUGAUGUGAGACACCACACAGGUAGUUUUGGAGAGGCAUUGGCUCAUCAUGAAAAGAAGUUCAAUUCUUAUUAUAAUAUGGAGAAGCUGGAGACAUGGAAGAUGGCUCUGCAUCAUGUGGCUAACUUGUCUGGCUACCAUUUCGAACAUGGGGAAGGAUAUGAAUAUGAGUUUAUUCAGAGGAUUGUUGAGUUUGUUUCUAGCAAGAUUAAUUAUGCUCCCUUACAUGUUGCGGAUUACCCAGUUGGACUAGAGUCAAAAGUGCUAAAAGUAAUGUCACUUCUGGAUGUUGGAUCUGAUGAUGUUGUCCACAUGGUGGGGAUCCACGGAAUCGGUGGAGUGGGUAAAACAACUCUUGGUGCUGCUGUUUAUAAUUUAAUUGCUGACCAUUUUGAAGCUUUAUGUUUCCUUGAAAAUGUGAGAGACACUUCAAACAAACAAGGGUUACAACAUCUCCAAUGCAACCUUCUUUCUGAGACAGUUGGAGAGAUUAAGUUAACCAGUGUCAAACAAGGAAUUUCCAUAAUACAACAUAGGCUCCAACAAAAGAAAAUUCUUUUGAUUCUAGAUGAUGUUGACACACAAGAACAGCUACAGACACUUGCUGGAAGACCUCAUUGGUUUGGUCUAGGCAGUAGAGUCAUAAUCACGACUCGAGACAAACAAUUGCUAGCAUGUCACGGUGUUAAAAGAACAUAUGAGGUGAAUGAAUUGAAUGAAAAAGAUGCUCUGGAAUUACUUACUUGGAAAGCCUUCAAGUUGGAAAAAGUUGAUCCAUGUUACAAGGAUGUUUUGAAUCAAGCAGUUAGUUAUGCUUCGGGCGUUCCAUUGGCUUUAGAAGUAAUAGGUUCCAACUUAUAUGGAGGAAACAUAGAACAAUGGCAAUCUACUUUAGAUCGAUACAAAAGAAUUCCUAAUAAAGAUAUCCAAGAGAUACUUAAAGUAAGUUAUGAUUCUUUGGAAGAAGAUGAGCAAAGUGUUUUUGUGGACAUUGCUUGUUGCUUCAAAAUAUAUGACCUGGCAGAGAUGGAGGAUAUACUUCGUGCUCAUCAUGGACAUUGCAUGAAACAUCAUAUCAGAGUGUUGGUUGAAAAAUCUCUCGUAAAGAUUAGUUUGGAUGGUAACGUGACACUACAUGACUUGAUCGAAGACAUGGGUAGAGAAAUUGUCCGGAAAGAAUCACCUAAAGAGCCUGGGAAACGUAGCAGGUUAUGGUUGCUUGAGGAUAUAGUUCAAGUUUUAGAAGAAAAUAAGGGAACUAGUCAGAUUGAAAUCAUUUGUAUGGAUUUCCCUUUAUAUGAAGAAGUAGAAAUAGAAUGGGAUGGAUAUGCCUUCAAGAAGAUGAAAAAUCUCAGAACACUUAUUAUCAGAAAGGGUCAUUUCUCCAAAGGUCCCAAACAUCUUCCUAAUUCUUUAAGAGUGAUGGAAUGGUGGGGUUAUCCUUCACAGAAUUUGCCAUACGAUUUUCAUCCGAAGCAACUUUCUAUAUUCAAGUUACCCUGCUGUGAGUAUACAUCACUUAAGUUGGCUGACUUUUUAAGAAAGAAGUUUGUGAAUAUGACAAGUUUAAAUUUUGACGAAUGUCAAUAUUUAAAACAGAUACCAGAUGUAUCUUGUCUCACACAUUUGGAAAAAUUGUCAUUUCGAUGGUGUCCAAAGUUAUUUGCACUUCAUUAUUCUGUUGGGUUCUUGGAGAAACUUAAACUCUUAAAUGCAGAAGGUUGCUCCAUGCUUAAGAGUUUUCCUCCCAUCAAGUUAAUCUCUCUUGAGCAACUCAAACUUCGGUAUUGUCAUAGUCUUAACAAUUUUCCAGAAAUAUUAGGAAACAUGGAAAAUAUAAAAGAACUUGACUUGAGAGGAACUCCGGUAAAAAAAUUCCCACUUUCAUUCCAAAAUCUUACUCGGCUUCGAAAAUUGCAUCUGUGUUUGAGGGUUCAAGCCAUGAAAAAUGGUUGUGUUGGCAUUCCCCUUUCAAGCAUUUGCAUGAUGCCAGAGCUGGUCGAUAUUACAGCAAGUAGAUCGGAAGGGGAGUUGUUCGGUGAAGUGGAUGAUGGUGUAGAAAAAGUGAGUUCAACCUUGUCUACAAACGUUCAAUAUCUUCAGCUCAGAUGCUGCAACCUAACAGAUGAAUUUUUUACAAUAGUUCUCCCAUGGUUUGCUAAUAUGAAGAACUUAGACCUAUCAGGGAAUAAUUUCACAGUCAUUCCGGAAUGCAUGAAAGAAUGUCAUUUUUUAACUAAUCUAAAUUUGAAUUUCUGUGAGCGACUUCGAGAAAUUAGAGGGAUUCCUCCAAACUUGAAAUAUUUCUCUGCAAUAGAUUGCCUAUCCUUGACUUCCUCAUGUAGAAGCAUGUUACUGAAACAGGAACUGCAUGAAGCUGGAAGCACCUUCUUUUAUUUGCCAGGAGCCAAGAUUCCAGAGUGGUUUGAGUUCCAAAGAUUGGAAUUGCCAAUUUCUUUCUGGUUUCGUAACAAACUCCCAGCCGUGACUAUUUGCCUUGCUUUGGAGCGGGUGUGUAAGUAUUGCCCGUCAAGAGGUGAUAAAUGUAGACUCCUCGUGAUCCCUAGUACAUUGAGACUCAUGUCACCCAUCGUGAUCAUCAAUGGCAAGGAACAUUUGUUUGACAGUUGGGAGAUGAUAAAUGAUUGUACUUGUGUUUUUGAUCUGAGGGAGACAAAACUAAGAAAUGACUUAGAUGAAGAACUUUUGGACAAUGAAUGGAACCAUGCAGAGGUUACAUGUCGAUAUACUAGUUUUGGCCAAACCUUUAUAAAAAGUGGAAUCCAUGUAUUGAAACAGGAAAAUAGCAUGGGGGUUAUUCGAUUCACUGAUCCUUGUAGAAAAAGAAAUCUGGAUGAUGAGUUCAAUAGUUUCAAAUCUCUAAACCAACAGUUGCUGAAAAAAUAA